CUUCCUUCUGGGCUCAGUGGAGCUCGGGCGGGCACCGGGGUCGGUUGUCCACGUCAUGUUAGUCCACCGGGGCUACGUUUGUGUUUUUCUUGAGUGAUUUCUAUCUGACAGUGUGCGCUUUUGAUUCUGUUCUGUUGACUCCCCCGAGAUGGGGGCUUUCUACAAUGUUUUGGUCUGCGCGAGUUUUCUGCUGGCGGAGACGACAGUCGCGCAAUACGAAAGGAGCUAUGGACGCUACUAUCCCCAGGAAGUGAACCCCCAGAGCAUCGGUCUCUUUAACCGGUUAAACCCCCCUGCACCACAGUCUCCCAACUAUGAAAUACGCAAUUUCGGAAAAUUCGACCAACGAGGGGACUCGGCAAACUGUAUACCCAAGUGUUUCGCUGAAAAAGGAAACAGGGGAUUUCCAGGAUCACCCGGACUACCUGGACCCCAAGGACAACAGGGUUUCCCUGGUAUGGAAGGACUCCCAGGUCCAGCAGGGUCCAAGGGAGACACAGGUCCUCAGGGUCCCAGAGGCAUCAAGGGUGAUCGGGGAAAGAUUGGUGCUCCAGGAUUUCCUGGAAUAAACGGAAUCCCAGGAAUAGGUGGACCCCCUGGUUUACCGGGAAUCCCAGGUUUGGAUGGGUGUAAUGGCACUGAUGGGCUACCUGGUCUCCCCGGAAGCCAGGGAUUCCCAGGACCUCGAGGGUUGCCUGGCCUGGAUGGUGCUAAGGGUGACAGAGGGCUUCCAGCUUAUGGAGGAAUAUACCCUAAGGGACAGAAAGGAGAGCCGGGAUUCCCAGGACAACAUGGAGGCAGAGGGUUUACAGGCGAUCUUGGACCAAUGGGGCCCCCAGGCUUCAAAGGAGACAUGGGGCAAAAGGGAGAGCAAGGACUGCCCGGUUUGAAGGGAGAAAAAGGAAAAGAAAGGGAAGUGACCUUCGAGUGUGAGAAAGGAGACAAAGGAACCAAGGGACAGCCUGGUCCUCCUGGUGAGCCAGCCUAUUCACCCUCCGAGCAACCAGAGGGUCGAACGGUAGGACCCAUCGGAGAACCUGGCAUGAAGGGAGACAGAGGAGAUGAUGGUCCUCAGGGAUAUAAAGGUGAACCAGGUCCCAUGGGAGACCCAGGACUACCCGGAUCUCUGGGCAUGAAGGGAGAGAAAGGUCUUGUCGGACCUCCAGGCCUCAGAGGACGUGAUGGUUACCCAGGAGGUCCUGGACCAGUGGGUCAAAAGGGAGAUCGUGGUUCAGAUGGGCUGGCAGGACUUCCAGGCAGGAUAGGAUCGAAAGGAGAGCCUGGACGGGAUGGAGUAGCUGGACCGCCAGGAUUGAGAGGACCUGCAGGACCUCCAGGAGGAGGUACUGGUCAGCCAGGUCCCAAGGGAGAGCCAGGACCUAGGGGCUAUCCUGGUCUUCAGGGACCUAAGGGAGUAGAUGGUUAUGAUGGUCCACAAGGAGAGAGAGGACCUCCAGGCCAACCAGGAGGCCCAGGUAUCCCAGGUACGCCUGGACCUGAGGGCUUCCCUGGACCCAAGGGGCAGAAAGGAGAACAAGGCCUUCCAGGAUUUCCUGGAGACAUUGGGCCAAUUGGCUACCAAGGACCUCCUGGACCAGAAGGCCCCAGAGGCUUUACUGGUGAAAAAGGACUUUCCAUAAUGGGUCCAAAAGGUUUAGACGGGUAUCCAGGAACAGAUGGAGAUAAGGGGCAGAAGGGUGAGCCAGGAUAUCCAGGAGCUACAGGAGCUCCUGGAGAUUCUAGAAAUGGAAUUCCUGGCGCUCAAGGUCCUCGUGGAGACAAGGGAGAUAGAGGCUUUGAAGGAUUACCUGGAACUCCAGGCACACCAGGACGUGACGGCGCAAAGGGUGACAUAGGCGGCAGAUGUCUGGAUUGCCUGCCGGGACAGAAAGGUGACAAAGGAGAGGCUGGAAGGGAUGGAUCUGCAGGGAGAGAGGGACUUCAAGGCCCACCAGGAGAGAGAGGUUACCCAGGACUCGUGGGAGAUCCUGGAUUACCAGGUCCACAGGGUACACCUGGUGAACCGGGAGCCCCAGGAAUCCAAGGUCUCCCGGGAGUACAAGGCCAGAGAGGUCAGGAUGCAGAGAUCUCCAGAGACUUUACUAUAACUCAAAAAGGAGAGCAAGGACCGAGGGGCGAUCCGGGACGAGAUGGACCCAAGGGUGACAAGGGUAUAAUGGGUCCUCCUGGUACUUCAGGUAACCCAGGCUUCCCAGGAGAUAGGGGUGAUAAGGGGGAUAGAGGAUUCCCCGGAGUGGAUGGUUCACCGGGACGAGACGGUACACCAGGUUUUGUCGGAGAAAAGGGGACAAGUGUCAAGGGAGAACAGGGAAUAGCAGGAAGACCUGGAGAUAGAGGAGACAAGGGAGAACCUGGAGAACAGGGAGAAAAGGGCACUGCAGGUCACUGCAAUGUACCUGAUAUUGGAACCCUUUACAAGGGGGAGAGAGGACCGCCUGGACGCAAGGGUGAACCAGGACCUGCAGGAUUCAGUGGAGUUCCGGGAGACAAAGGGGACACUGGCGCUCCGGGUUUAAGUGGGCUGACUGGUCCUCCAGGACCACCAGGGAAUGUAGGCGGACGAGGUCUUCCUGGACCUCGUGGUGAUAAAGGAGACAUGGGACCCAUGGGCUUCCCUGGUGAACCUGGACAGUUAGGACCUAGAGGACCUCCAGGAGACUUAGGCCGACGAGGAGACAAGGGAGAACCAGGUAUUCCUGGAGUAGGACCAAGAGGACCUCCUGGAGCACUUGGAUACCCUGGAGAGAAGGGUCUUCCAGGACCUCCUGGCAAAUACGGCAGUCCCGGAGAACCUGGGAUGAAUGGGCUCCCUGGGGAGAAGGGAGAUGCAGGAGUACCUGGACUGGAUGGCCUGACUGGAGCUACAGGACCCAAAGGAGAUGCAGGCGUAGAGGGUCCACCAGGAAGACCAGGAAUAGACGGUAUAUCUGGACAAAAGGGAGAUCCUGGUAUUCCGGGUUUGAUUGGUGAGAGAGGAAGAGCAGGAGUACCCGGAUUCCCAGGAGUAAAGGGAGAGCAAGGAACUCCAGGAGCUGAUGGUCCUAAAGGUUUCCAGGGUCCACGAGGACCUCCAGGUAUACCUGGAUCUCCUGGCAUGGAUGGUAUACCUGGUGCAAAGGGAGAUAAAGGUAACGCAGGAGUUAUGGGAUUCAUAGGACCUGUGGGACCUGAGGGUCCACGGGGUCCUGUUGGUUUGCCAGGACUGACGGGAGAUAAGGGAUUCACCGGACCUCCUGGCCCCAUGGGACCCAUCGGACUCCUGGGCCCCAAGGGUGAACCUGGACCUGUGGGACCUUGGGGACCAAAAGGAGAGCCAGGACAAGCAUCAGAGAAGGGACAGAAGGGUGAGCCAGGAAUGCCAGGACUUCGGGGAGAAGAUGGCCCAACAGGAGCAGAUGGCAGGAUGGGCAUUAAGGGUGAGGCAGGACUGCCUGGGAUCGGUAGACCUGGACUUCCUGGACCAAAGGGAGAUGCAGGAUUGGAUGGAAUACCAGGACGAAAUGGGAUACCGGGAGCUAAAGGAGUAGCCGGACUACCAGGCUAUCCAGGGGAUAAAGGAGAUAGGGGAUUCCCCGGUAUUCCAGGAGCACUUGGGGACCCAGGAUUAGAUGGCAUACCUGGAGCCAAUGGUGAUCCUGGAUUGACAGGUCCUCCAGGAUACCCUGGACUGAAGGGAGACAAAGGGCUACCUGGACAAUCUGGCCUAAAUGGGCCAAAAGGAGACAAAGGAAGCUUAGGUGGACAAGGAGUGAUAGGCUAUCCUGGAGUGAGAGGAGAAAAGGGAGAUAGGGGCCCUGAAGGACCAACAAUAGAAAUAAAGGGCGACAAGGGAGAGCCUGGUGCCCCAGGACUGCAGGGCUUCAGUGGAGCGAAGGGAGAUCAAGGGUUCAUAGGACCACCAGGACAACAAGGUUUCAAGGGCGACAGAGGAUUCCCGGGCCCUAUUGGACCUCAGGGAAGGCCAGGAUUUGAUGGUGUCAAAGGUGAUAAAGGUUUCCCAGGCUUGCCAGGCCCACCUCCGAUAAAGGGUGAGAAGGGUCUGCCGGGUCUUAUUUGCAAACAUGGCAGAAUUGGAGCACCUGGAAUACCUGGACAAAAGGGAGAACCAGGGUUCCCAGGAUUACCUGGAAAGCAAGGUCCUGUGGGUCCUAUAGGAUCAGUUGGAGCACCUGGGGACAAGGGUGACAGAGGCUUCCCUGGCAUUCCUGGCCCACCAGGACAAGAUGGACCCCCGGGAUUCCCUGGAAAGGACGGGUUGCCAGGAUUCCAAGGACCUAAAGGAGAUGCAGGCAGGCCAGCAGCAAUUGGAUCCCCAGGCGAGAAGGGAAACCAAGGGCCACCAGGUCAAAAGGGAGCAUCUGGCUAUGACGGACAGAAAGGAGAUCGGGGCAUGGAUGGGCUGCCUGGGUUCGUAGGACCUCCGGGCAAGAUGGGUGAGCCAGGAUCCCCAGGUCGGGACGGGGCUCCUGGAUCUCCUGGCUUUAACGGCAUCAAGGGUGACAAGGGUGAGCCUGGUUUCAUCCCCCCACCUGGACAGAAGGGAGAUAAGGGCAUGCCCGGCCUUCCAGGAAUCCAAGGUCCACAGGGACCAAUGGGUCGAGAAGGACCCCCAGGAAUAGAUGGAAUGAAGGGUGAUAGGGGACUGCCAGGACCAGCAGGAAUUCCAGGUGCACUUGGGCCACCGGGUGCAAGGGGAGAUCCUGGAUUUGAUGGAAGACCAGGAUUGAUAGGUCAGCCUGGACUCCCAGGAGCCAUUGGGCAGCCUGGACAGCCUUGCUUGGAUGAGGGAGAUUACAUGACAGGGAUAUUGCUGGUGAAACACUCCCAGACUGAGGAAGUGCCAAAGUGUUACCAAGGACACCACAAGCUCUGGGAGGGCUACAGUCUUCUGUACACAGAAGGCAAUGAGAAGGCCCACAACCAGGACUUAGGAUUUGCCGGAUCAUGUAUAAGGCGGUUCUCAACGAUGCCAUUCUUAUUCUGCGAUUUCAACGAUGUGUGCAACUAUGCCAGCAGAAAUGACAAGUCAUAUUGGCUUAGUACGAACUCACCGAUACCCAUGAUGCCUGUCGAAGAGUCCGGAAUUGCACAAUACAUUUCAAGAUGUGUUGUCUGCGAAGCUCCAAGCAAUGUGAUUGCAGUGCACAGUCAAUCAAUCAAUGUGCCAGACUGUCCUAACGGUUGGGAUGGCUUAUGGAUCGGCUACAGCUUUGUUAUGCAUACAGCUGCAGGUGCUGAAGGAGGUGGGCAGUCACUGGCAAGUCCUGGUUCUUGCCUGGAAGACUUCCGUGCGACACCGUUUAUCGAGUGUAAUGGAGCGCGCGGUACCUGCCACUACUUCGCAAACAAGCUGAGUUUCUGGCUGGCCACAAUCGAGGAGAGCGAGCAGUUUGUUACACCACGCAAACAGACGCUCAAGAAGGGCAACUUGCUGCAGAGAAUCAGCAGAUGCCAAGUGUGCAUGAAAAAAACCUAGUCCGGUAGAUUGAUAAGUCCACCAGUAGGCUAAGAGCCAAACACCUGAUCCUUAGGAUCGAUCCGGGUGCUAAAGUCGUCUCCACUGCCAUAUCUGUAUAAUAAACUUAACUAAAUGUAUGUAUUUAAGUUAAUGUUAAUAAUAAAUCAUUGUGAUUGUGUUUUUAUACAAAUAAGUUCGCUUUCUGUAAACGUUUGACGUCACUAGUUAGUAUUUGUGCUGUUAUGAAUCUUGUAAAUAACAAUAAGUUAAUUUCUAUUAUAAUUGUUACACAAUAUUAUUGUUUAUUGACAUGUUAAAUGCCAUAGUUCAGGCAAAUGGCAAUUUAUAGAACCUGAUAACUCAUGUAACAAUGUGUUCUUAAUGUAUAUAGGUAACUUAAGUCACCAUCUACUAAAGUGAUUUCUGAUCGCAAAUAAAUUGCCUUUUUGUAAUUUUACCUACAGGAUGGCGAUUUAUUUGUCAGUCACUGAUGUAUAGGCUGCGUUUCUUGGAUGCUUGUUGAAGAGUGUUGUCUGUGCGUGUGAAUGGUAGAAUGUAAAAAAGAUGUUAUUUACAUUAUAGGUAUAUUAAGUUAAAUAACUUAUUCUUACAAAAUAAAGUGCCUAUAAAAACAAAUUAA
Molecule: messenger RNA, 6119 nt
Organism: Homalodisca vitripennis (glassy-winged sharpshooter)
Lineage: Eukaryota; Metazoa; Arthropoda; Insecta; Hemiptera; Cicadellidae
Gene: Col4a1
Product: collagen alpha-1(IV) chain
Exons: 32
Coding region: 149-5497 (1782 amino acids)
Cellular component (GO): collagen trimer
Molecular function (GO): extracellular matrix structural constituent
Source: RefSeq, a predicted model, not a curated record